Messenger RNA from Helicoverpa zea (corn earworm), 3725 nucleotides. It is a transcript of the gene nAChRalpha2, whose product is annotated as acetylcholine receptor subunit alpha-like 2. Gene Ontology annotation, biological process: chemical synaptic transmission; nervous system process; regulation of membrane potential. The transcript is spliced from 8 exons. Gene Ontology annotation, molecular function: acetylcholine-gated monoatomic cation-selective channel activity; transmembrane signaling receptor activity. Bases 155 to 1792 code for a protein of 545 amino acids. Gene Ontology annotation, cellular component: neuron projection; synapse; postsynaptic membrane. The record is from RefSeq and is a predicted model, not a curated record. Lineage: Eukaryota; Metazoa; Arthropoda; Insecta; Lepidoptera; Noctuidae.
CCAAUCAUUGGAAAUGAUGACUUUGACUUAUAAUGAUAAAGUUUGUGUUUGAUUAACCCAAUUCGAUAUCCGCAUCUCGUGUAAAACAUAACCUUUUUGUGAACGGUCCGCGUCCGUGGUAUAUGGUGACAAUAAUUUUCAGUGUUAUUGCAAAAUGUCCCGGACAUUUGUUCUUAUCUUUUUGUUUAUUUUGGGCGUUUGUUACGGUAAUCCUGAUGCGAAACGCCUUUACGACGAUUUACUGAGCAACUAUAAUAGACUGAUUCGGCCGGUUGAUAAAAACAAUAAUACGGUGUUGGUGAAACUUGGCUUGCGGCUGUCACAACUGAUUGAUUUGAAUCUCAAAGAUCAGAUUCUAACAACGAACGUGUGGCUGGAGCACGAAUGGGAAGACCAUAAGUUCAAAUGGGAUCCCCUGGAAUACGGUGGAGUAAAGGAACUAUACGUACCAUCAGAACACAUCUGGCUACCUGACAUUGUGCUGUAUAACAAUGCUGACGGUGAGUACGUAGUGACAACGAUGACGAAAGCAGUGCUGCAUCACACUGGGAAGGUUCUGUGGACUCCUCCGGCCAUCUUCAAGUCUUCAUGUGAGAUAGACGUGCGAUAUUUUCCGUUUGAUCAGCAAACUUGCUUCUUGAAGUUUGGAUCUUGGAGUUAUGAUGGUGAUCAGAUUGACUUGAAGCACAUUAAUCAGAAGAAGGGUGAUAUGGUGGAUGUGGGCAUAGACCUUCGCGAGUACUAUCCCUCAGUGGAAUGGGAUAUUCUUGGAGUACCAGCGGAGAGACAUGAGCGGUAUUACCCUUGCUGCCAAGAGCCGUAUCCUGAUAUUUUCUUCAACAUCACGCUUCGAAGGAAAACCCUAUUUUACACAGUAAAUUUAAUUGUGCCCUGUGUUGGCAUAUCAUACCUGUCAGUCUUAGUCUUCUACCUUCCAGCAGAUUCAGGGGAGAAAAUUGCCCUCAGCAUUUCUAUAUUACUAUCGCAAACUAUGUUCUUCUUGCUGAUUUCGGAAAUCAUCCCUUCAACGUCACUUGCCUUACCAUUGCUAGGAAAGUACCUACUAUUCACUAUGUUACUGGUAGGACUAUCGGUAGUGAUCACUAUAAUAAUACUAAACGUUCACUACCGUAAGCCGAGUACACAUAAAAUGGCUCCUUGGGUACGGAAAUUCUUUAUAACGAAACUACCAAAGCUACUACUGAUGCGAGUACCAAAGGAUCUGUUGAGAGAUCUAGCUGCUCAGAAAAUUGCUGGAAGGAGUAUGAAGAAUAAGAAUAAGUUUAAGGAUGCUUUGGCUGCUGCUGAACAGACGAAUUCUAAUGCUUCAAGUCCUGAUUCUCUGCGUCAUCAUCUGCCUGGUGGAUGUAAUGGAUUGCAUUCGACUACUGCAACUAACAGGUUCAGCGGACUCGUCGGAGCUUUGGGCAGCCUUGGUGCUGGUUACAACGGUCUACCAUCAGUAAUGUCAGGACUAGAUGACUCUCUUAGUGACGUGGCUCCGCGCAAGAAGUAUCCCUUUGAACUGGAGAAGGCUAUCCAUAACGUGAUGUUUAUUCAACACCACAUGCAGAGGCAGGAUGAGUUUAAUGCUGAAGACCAAGACUGGGGUUUCGUGGCCAUGGUACUUGAUCGUCUCUUCCUCUGGAUUUUCACCAUCGCCUCCAUCGUCGGUACAUUUGCCAUUCUUUGCGAAGCUCCAUCACUGUACGAUGACACCAAGCCUAUUGACAUGAUGCUGUCUUCAGUAGCCCAGCAGCAAUUCUUACCAGUUGACAGUGGGGACCCAUAGGUAUUCGUGAAACCAGAUGAAAAUUUCAACUGGUAAAGGGUAUCCUUGGAGAUUUGAAAAUUUUGAAGGGCGUGAUGAUUUUGAAGGGCUCAGGUAAUGAGGGUUAAAAUCAAUGGCUAGCAAUGUGAAUCAACGGUUGUUUUAUGCGAUUUCAAAAAUAUUGUUGGUAAUUUAGAAUUUUGCAUAACUAUCUACCUACUUUCUUAUUCGGCGCUAAAACUUUUGAUGCUAAAUACUUUCCGAAAGAUUUACCGAUUUUUAUUUAUAAUGCUUUAGACUAGUCCUGGGAGUUUGCCAAAUAAAAAAGAAAAUAGAGUUUCCAGUUCAUAUCAAAACCACCAAGAACGUGUAACAUUUUGAAAUAUGUUCUGAAACUAAUUACCAAAACAGGUCUAUUGCUAAUUUCUGAAAUAUCUUAGUAAUUAAAUAAGACUUUUCUUCUAAUGUAUUCAUAAUCCUAAUUAGACGUUGUGAAGCCAAAAUAGGCUGUGAAUUGUAUCGUAACAUUAUAAUAUAAGUAGCUUAAGGUUUCAAGUAAAAAUUUAGUGUUUAAGUUGGAUGAAGCAGGAGGGUAAUAAAUUGUUCUUUGUUCAGUUUGAUACGGUACACUAAUAAAUUAUUGUCUUAUCUUAUUUUUCUCGCUUUAGAUAACGUUUUUUUUAAGGUCUCUAAGAAAUUGUAUCGGGGAUGCGAGAAAGUAUAGCGAUAGGUUCUGGCGAUUGGCUAUCCUGAAUAAUUCAACAGUGCCUAUUUUAUUUAUAGUUAUUUUUUUCCAAACAACGUAUUUUUGUGGAAUCUGUAACUACGCACAAUGAAGUAGAUAUUUUUUAUUUUACAAUCGCAAAUUAGUAUUUUUUUUAUGUUCCUAAAACGGGUUGUGUUAGGCACCCUUGAAGUGAUAUUUUAAAUGAUUAUUUCGACGUAGGUUUUCUUGCCAAAGAAGAUAGAUUGGGUGAAAUGUUACAUAAUGUUUUGGAAGUAUACAUUUUCUUUAACAAAACAUGGCUGUGUUAGUAAUAAUUAACUAUUGUAGUAAUGAGAUUCGUAAUGCUCAUCGUUUUUAGGGUUAGAAAUUAACGUUUGGGUAUCCAAGUUUUUUAUAAUAAAUUGUUAUAAUCAUGUCUUUUGAUUAAUAGUGUUUCAUUGUUUUAAACUUUUUUACAUGUUCUAUUUGCAAAUUGAAAAAACAUCUUAAGUUGAUGGUUCAUUUUUAAUACAAAUUGUAACUGCCGUUUUUUAUCUUUAUCAAUCAUUAAUAUUUGUACCGUUUGUAGGUAUUAAAAAAUGGUGUUAAUAACAUUAUUAUCAGGCUAAUAUUCUGUAACACACAUAAUCCAUAUCUUAUAAAAUGUAUUUAAAAGUGGUAACGAUUUUACUCAAUUAUUUCAACUGCACUUGCAUUAGUAGACUCAUUUUGAUAUUGCACAGUUCUUAAAAACAACAAUUUUACAUUUACUCAUCAGAAGUUCUAUAGAUACAAACUAAAUUUUUGUUGCCCUAUACGAUACUUAACUUUCUUUGUCUAGUUUUAGAUAAAUUAUGCUAAAUAAACCUUAAAAAAUAUCGAUUGUGAACAAAUCCUCCGAUAUAUUGACAAUUUAAACAUUAGUUUGUGUACGAAAAACAUUAAUCACUCAUCUCUCGAUAAUUUACACUAUGUGGUUAGGGUUCGAUUCCCAAAACUGUGUAAACCAGCCUUUUAAUAGAGCAAAGUAAACAAACAGCUAUUUUGUUAAUUAAAAACUUUAAUGACUUUCCUCUAUCAAGCAUUAAUUUAUUGUGCUUUAUCAAAUUGGGGCUAUCUGUGUAGCUAUAACGGUUUGCCAAAAUAAACAAAGUAGUCGAAUUAGUGUUAAGCUCAUGUAAGUUUAGUUUAACGGACUUUGUAGCUGUUAGAGUUAACUGAAGCCGUGUUUAUAAUGUAAACUUUGAC